Molecule: messenger RNA, 1245 nt
Organism: Dibothriocephalus latus
Lineage: Eukaryota; Metazoa; Platyhelminthes; Cestoda; Diphyllobothriidea; Diphyllobothriidae
Source: the annotation of a GenBank genome assembly
AUGAACGUUGGUGGAAGUAAGAUGCUCUCAUUGGACGUAUUUUCAACUUUUACCAACCUACCCGUGGUAGAAACCAUAAACUACCUCUACGACGUUAUUCAGGACAAUAACUAUCAGAUAGUUAUGCCUAUGAACACUCGUAAAGAGCUACUUACGCAAUGCACUCCAAAUGUACAACUCCUCUGCAAUAGUCAAUUUUACACACACAUAGAUGGUGUAGCGAUGCGCUCAUCAUUUGGUCAGUUUCUGGCAAAUGUCCUUAUCGGAAAGAUCGAGAAAAUCAGUUUAAGUGAUACCAUCAAUGAUCUUACAUUCUUCGGUCGAUAUGUGGAUGAUAUCUCUUUCAGAGACCUUAACGCUGACACUGACGCCCUGGUCGCGAAGUUUAACAGCAUAAACCCAUCACUCAAAUUUUCUGCAGAGACUGAAGUGGACGAUGAAACUGCGUUCCUUGAUGUUCUUUUAAAAUGGGAAGAUGAUGGAUCCAUCCGGCGUAGGGUCUUCCAAAAGAAAACCUGGACGGGACAAUACACAAACUUGCACAGUUAUGUGCCCCUAAAUAUAAAACGAAAUCUAGUGCAGGAAUUAGCAGCUAGGGUACGACAGAUCUGCUGUCCCGCAUCUGCCGAAACAGAACUCCCACAGCUGCAGCACACAUCUAUUGGAAAUGGAAAUCCGGAAAGGUUAAUCCUCAAGAAUAUUGACCAACGCUCCAAAAGACUGCCUUUCUUAGGCAUUGCAACAAGCAAUCUGGUCAGACGACGCCUGAGGAUCGCUAUCACAAGUGCUUUGGCAGCGGCGAACUUAGGGUGUUCUUCACGAACUUUCCCAUCCUACGAUUGGGGAAGUAAAGACCGGUUCUCUUUGAAGGCCACAUCAGUGUGUAUUUACUGCUUCACUUGCUUCCGUGGAGCAGGAUACAUUGGCCGAACAAAGAGACGCCUAGAAAAGAGUGUUGUCUACCGGACACCAGCUAACAUGUUCAAGGGCCUGCGCCAACGGAUGCUUGUUACAGCCAAAGCGAUGGCUAUACUGCUUGCGACUCCUGUGCUGUAUUGUCAGAAGACGCUGACAAAGCCCUUGCCCUUCCGCGGCCGACACCGACUCCUCGUGGCGAUCGCCUUUUGCACCCACCUACUAGUGGCAGUUGCUCAUCGAACACGCCGAACACGCCGAUCUCGCCUACUUGCACAGACUGUCAUCGUCCGCAGUGGUCACUCGGCACCCAAGUCAGACAGCUAUUAA